Molecule: messenger RNA, 1599 nt
Organism: Sporisorium graminicola
Lineage: Eukaryota; Fungi; Basidiomycota; Ustilaginomycetes; Ustilaginales; Ustilaginaceae
Exons: 1
Coding region: 1-1599 (532 amino acids)
Molecular function (GO): L-pipecolate oxidase activity; proline dehydrogenase activity; sarcosine oxidase activity
Source: RefSeq, a predicted model, not a curated record
AUGACUUCUUCUGGGCCCACUGCGACCAAGUCCGACUACCUUGUCGUCGGCGCGGGCGUCAACGGCACAUCCAUCGCGACCUCGCUAGUCCACCUCGGCUUCAGCGUCACGCUCCUCGACCGCUCGCAGGACGGCUACGUCGCACCAGACGGCGCGUCGAACGACCUCAACAAGAUCAUCCGUGCCGACUACACAGACGCCAACUACUGCACGCUCGCAAAGGAGGCUAUCUCGCUGUGGCGCACACACCCGGUGCUGUCGAAAUUCUACCACGAGGUCGGCGUGCUGUUCCGCUCGAGCGACAAGGGCGAGGUGUGGGGGGAGCGCGGAGGCAACAGUGCGCAGGAGUAUGUGAGGAAGGGCGUGGAGCAUGCACAUCUCAAGAAGGAUGCACAUUUGGAGGUGGGCGCCAGCUUGCCGAGGAGGGCGUAUGUGCUGGAGCGCGAUGCGCAGGUGGCAGAGCUGUUGAGCGCGAACGACGCGGUUGCGCUGGGCGAAGGUCUGCGCGGGAUGGGCAGCACGCAGACGGGCUACUUCAACCCCAGAGGUGGCUGGGCCGAGGCGAACAACGCCUGCCGUGCACUGCUCCAACACGCGGUUCGCCAGGGUGUGCAGCUGCACCCGCGCUCCACCGUCACCGCCUUUAUCACGGACAACAACAACGCCAUCGUCGGCGUAAAGACGCACGACGGCCGAUCGUUCUAUGCGGACCACAUCGUUCUCGCCGCGGGAGCGUGGACCUCAGAUCUGCUCACCACACUCGUCCCGCCGCGUACGGCGGUGCACAAGGCCGGCUGGAUGACCCGCCCCUCGGCACAGUGCGUUGCCAUCCUCCGCCUCACCGCGGCCCAAGCAGCCGCGCUCCGCCACACGCCAGUCAUGAUCAACUUUGCCUCAGGCUUCUACCAGUUCGAGCCGACGUUCAACUCAGAGUGCAACGAGUGGCACAUGAAGAUUGCCUACCACUCGAACGGGUAUGUGUACCCCAAGCCGGCAGUGCACUGCAACGGGCGGUAUCCGGCGUUCGAGGCGUCGGCGCUCGAGGCCGAGAGGACACCCAGCCGCCAGAUUGGCGCGGAGGGGGAUGAGGGCGACGACGUCGGGUACGAUAUGGCCGCGCGCUCAAUUCCGGCUGCGCAUCUCGAUGCCAUGUUGGCCGAGCUCGGACAGGUAUACCCGCAGCUGGCGAGGCGCGAGAACGUCGUUGAAACACGCGUGUGCUGGUACAGCGACACGUUGGACGAGAACUGGAUCCUGGACUCGCUCGAUCACCAUCCGUAUUUCUCCUCCCAAACCACCAGCGGUACAUCUUCGGGCGCGCCCGCGUUCGGCAGCAACGUCUGGGUAGUCAGCGGCGACUCUGGCCACGCCUACAAAUUCCUCCCCAUGAUCGGCUCGCUCUUCACCACCAUCGCCCGCCUCCAACCCAACACCCGACAACUCGACCUCACCAAGUUCACCUUUGCUCAUCAGCAAAAACUCCAUGCACAGAAAGCCGACGGCGCCAAGAUAGAGAGUGCCGACAGCAACCGCUUCAGCGGCGAUGGUGCGCAGAAGGAGACGGCCAAAGUCGAGCGCAAUGCGAGGGCGAGGUUGUAA